Molecule: messenger RNA, 411 nt
Organism: Leptosia nina
Lineage: Eukaryota; Metazoa; Arthropoda; Insecta; Lepidoptera; Pieridae
Source: the annotation of a GenBank genome assembly
AUGAGAGCUAAACUAUUUUUUGGCUUUUUCAUAGUCACCGCGAGUAUAUUAUGUUGUGAAGAUGUAUACGGGCAAAUUUUGUGGCAAGUCGAGGAUUAUUUCUAUAAUUCAAGAGAUAAGAGGUCGCCAGAAAUCGGUCAAAAAUACGCUGAAUCAAACGCCACGCAAUUGAACGGCACCUCGUUGAAUCAUAAAAGGCUACUUGACACUUUUAAAACAAGAUGGCCGGUGGAGGAAUGGCGGGAGUUCCGAUACUUCACAGAUGAUUAUUUGGAUUUGAUAAAUGAACACUGGCUACAGUUCUCACCGCCCAGCGAAGUGAUGCAGAAGAGUCUGGGCGCUAUCUACGUUUUGUUCUCGACUGUCGGAUGCUGGGGGAAUGUUAUAGUUUUAUUCAUGUAUUUAAGGUAA